GGCGCUACAGGUGAGGUGGCGCUGGGCCCAGGUACAGGUGGAGCUGCAGGUACAGGUACAGGUGCGGCUACAGGUGUGGACCCGCCCCGGGGGCGGCAGCAGGAAGCGGCGACUGGGCCCGAGCGGCUACAGGAUGAGUUCGGCCGAAGAUGAUUAUAACUUUGUGUUUAAAGUGGUGUUAGUGGGUGAGUCGGGCGUGGGCAAGAGUAACCUAUUGUCCCGGUUUACCCGCAAUGAGUUCAACCACGACAGUCGCACGACCAUCGGUGUCGAAUUCUCCACCCGGACCCUCACCGUAGACGGGACCACCGUCAAAACACAAGUGUGGGACACGGCGGGACUGGAGCGUUACCGGGCCAUCACCUCCGCGUAUUAUCGGGGUGCGGUGGGGGCGUUAGUGGUGUACGAUGUGAGCCAGCGCGGCAGCUUUGAGCAGGUGGGCCGGUGUGAGCACGACAUGAUGUUUAUGGAAACAUCAGCCCUGGACUCGACCAAUGUAGAGGCUGCCUUCAACACCAUCAUCAAAG
Messenger RNA from Leucoraja erinaceus (little skate), 527 nucleotides. Its product is annotated as ras-related protein Rab-25-like. Lineage: Eukaryota; Metazoa; Chordata; Chondrichthyes; Rajiformes; Rajidae. The record is from RefSeq and is a predicted model, not a curated record. Gene Ontology annotation, biological process: exocytosis. The transcript has 4 exons. Gene Ontology annotation, molecular function: GTP binding; GTPase activity. The annotation marks the transcript as partial. Gene Ontology annotation, cellular component: recycling endosome.